Messenger RNA from Leptosia nina, 1062 nucleotides. The record is from the annotation of a GenBank genome assembly. Lineage: Eukaryota; Metazoa; Arthropoda; Insecta; Lepidoptera; Pieridae.
AUGGAGUGCUGCAUGUCAGAAGAGGCCAAAGAACAGAAAAGAAUCAACCAGGAAAUAGAGCGGCAACUCCGAAAGGACAAACGCGAUGCGAGGAGAGAACUCAAAUUGCUACUCCUGGGUACGGGCGAGUCGGGCAAGUCCACAUUCAUCAAGCAGAUGAGAAUCAUCCACGGGUCCGGUUACAGCGACGAAGACAAGCGGGGCUUCAUCAAGCUCGUUUAUCAAAACAUCUUCAUGGCCAUGCAGAGUAUGAUACGCGCUAUGGACCUACUCAAAAUACAAUACGGGAAUCCGUCCAAUGGAGAACAGGCGGAGUUGAUAGCUGCAAUCGACUUUGAGAGCGUCACAACCUUCGAGAGCCCGUACGUGGAAGCCAUCAAAGGGCUUUGGGCAGACUCUGGCAUACAGGAGUGUUACGAUCGCAGGCGAGAAUACCAACUCACCGAUUCAGCCAAAUACUACUUGCAGGAGAUCGAUCGCGUCGCGGCACCAAAUUACUUACCGACCGAACAAGACAUCCUGCGCGUGAGAGUGCCCACAACGGGCAUCAUCGAAUACCCGUUUGACUUGGAAGAGAUACGAUUUAGGAUGGUGGACGUGGGCGGUCAGAGAUCCGAGAGAAGGAAGUGGAUUCACUGUUUUGAAAAUGUCACAUCUAUCAUUUUCUUAGUAGCACUUAGCGAAUAUGAUCAAAUUUUAUUCGAGUCUGAAAACGAGAAUCGAAUGGAAGAAUCAAAGGCGUUGUUCAAGACGAUCAUCACGUAUCCAUGGUUCCAGCACUCAUCGGUAAUUUUGUUCCUCAACAAAAAGGAUUUGCUCGAAGAGAAGAUCAUGUAUUCGCAUCUUGUCGACUAUUUUCCCGAAUUCGAUGGUCUGCAACGCGACGCCAGCGCCGCGCGCGAGUUCAUUCUGCGGAUGUUCGUCGAUUUGAAUCCGGACGCGGAGAAGAUUAUUUAUUCGCAUUUUACGUGUGCGACGGACACCGAGAACAUCCGGUUCGUGUUCGCGGCGGUGAAGGACACAAUCCUGCAGUCCAACCUCAAGGAGUACAACCUCGUCUAA